AAUCCGGACAAUCAGACAGUUCAAACCAGCAAGGAGAUGUGGACAUCAAACCAGUGCCCAACGGGCAUUUGACUUUCCAGGACUGUUUUGUGACGUCGGGCGUCUGGAACGUGACGGAGCUGGUCCGAGUGUCCCAGACUCCUGUGGCCACGGCGUCGGGUCCCAACUUCUCCCUGGCGGAUCUGGAGAGCCCCAGUUACUACAACAUCAACCAGGUGACCCUGGGCCGGCGGUCCAUAACGUCACCUCCUUCCACCAGCUCCACCAAGCGCCCCAAGUCGCUGGAUGACAGCGAGAUGGAGAGCCCCGUGGACGAGGUCUUCUACCCCGGGACGGGGCGCUCGCCCGCCGCCGGCAGUAGCCAGUCCAGCGGCUGGCCCAACGACGUGGACGCAGGACCGGCUUCCCUAAAGAAGUCAGGGAAGCUGGAUUUCUGCAGCGCCCUCUCCACCCACACCACCUCCCCAAGAAUGGCUUUCAGCCACCACCCGCUGCCGGUCCUUGCAGGAGUCAGACCAGGAAGCCCCCGGGCAACAGCCUCGGCCCUGCACUUCCCGUCGACUUCCAUCAUCCAGCAGUCCAGCCCCUACUUCACCCACCCGACCAUCCGCUACCACCAUCACCACGGCCAGGACUCGCUCAAGGAGUUCGUGCAGUUCGUCUGCUCCGACGGGUCGGGCCAGGGCACAGGGCAGCCUAACGCUAGCGGCCAGGGCAAAGUCACGGGCUCAUUUUUGCUGCCGCCGCCCCCACCUGUGGCCAGACCUGUGCCCCUUCCAAUGCCUGACACAAAAUCCACCAGCACUAACCCAGAGGGCGGAGCGCCGACACCUACAUCACCCUGUAAGUGGACGCCCGACAGCGACGACACAACCCCCCAGGCAAACCCACCCCCAGCCUGGUCCUCACGCACGGAGCCACCA
Terrapene triunguis (Three-toed box turtle) is the source of this 923-nucleotide messenger RNA. RefSeq names its product nuclear factor 1 X-type-like. The transcript is spliced from 7 exons. The record is from RefSeq and is a predicted model, not a curated record. Gene Ontology annotation, molecular function: DNA-binding transcription factor activity, RNA polymerase II-specific; RNA polymerase II cis-regulatory region sequence-specific DNA binding. Gene Ontology annotation, biological process: regulation of transcription by RNA polymerase II. Lineage: Eukaryota; Metazoa; Chordata; Testudines; Emydidae. Gene Ontology annotation, cellular component: nucleus. The annotation marks the transcript as partial.